Rotaria sp. Silwood1 is the source of this 1383-nucleotide messenger RNA. NCBI's taxonomy places the organism in Eukaryota, Metazoa, Rotifera, Eurotatoria, Philodinida, Philodinidae. The record is from the annotation of a GenBank genome assembly.
AUGGAGGUCGACGAUCUCACUGAUGAACAAAGCAAUGCUUUAUCUCGUUUUCGAGAAUUUACGCAUAUAGAUUCCGUUGAAACAUGUCGUCAAUAUUUAGCUGCACAUGAUUGGGAUGUUGAACGUGCUAUAGAAACUGCAUUAAUAUCUGAUUUCGAUCUUCCAUCAAAUAUUAAUGAUAAUAAUGAAGCAACACCUGAUGUUUUACCAUCAGCACCACCAAUGCCUGAACCGACUUUAGAUGAACCAACUAUACAAAGAUUUAUACCGAAUACAUUACCGCUUGAUCGUAACAUAGAAAAUCCUAUUUUACGAAUAUUACGUAUACCAUUAACAUUUUUAUAUGCUUUUUAUUUAAAAAUUGAACCAUUUAUACCUUGGACAGUCAUUCGUGUUAUUUUUUCAUUCGUUAAAUCAUUAGUAUGGGGUGGUAGACCAAUAGAUCCUAUAAACGAAAUCGAUGAAUAUUGUACUUAUUUUGAUAAUCAAUAUGGUCCAAACCAUCCACCAUUUUAUCGUGGAAAAUUUUCUCAGGCACUUCGAGAUGCACAACGUGAAGUUCGUCUAUUAUUUAUUUAUUUACAUGAAAAAAAUUCACCUUUAUGUGAUCGGUUUUGCAGAGAAGUACUUUGUGAAGAUGCUUUACGAUCGACUAUAGGUACGCAUCUAUUAUGGAGUGCAAGUAUUGAUACUCAAGAAGGAGCUCAAGCUAGUCGAUCAUUACGUGCAAAUUCAUUCCCUUGUUUUUGUAUUAUUGCACAUCAUGGUUCGCAACAAAUUGUUCAACUUAAACUUGAUCGAUAUACCUAUGCCGAUGAAUUUUUAGCUGAAAUUAUCAAUGGUGUUCAACAUGCUGAUGAAGCAUUACAAUAUAAUCGUGAUUUAAGAAAUACAAGUAGUUCACGUGAUCGUCUUUUAGAAGAACAAAAUGCUGCUUAUUUAGAUUCUGUUCGAGCUGAUAAAGAAAAAUUUGAACGACGUUUACGUGAAGAAAAUGAACGACGUAAAUUAGAAGAAGAUCAACGACGAUUAGAAGAAGAAAAACAAAGAAAACUUCAAAAAUUUGCUGAAUUUCGUGAUCGUAUUAAACAAACAUUUCCCGAUGAACCAUCAUCAACAGAAGCUGAUAUCAUUCAAGUAUCAAUACGUUUACCUGCAAAUGAACCUAUUCGUCGUCGUUUUCGUCGUUCGGAUCCAGCAAAACUAUUAUUUGAAUUUGCUUGGACAAAUUCCAAUGUACCCGAUCAAUUUGAAUUAUUAUGGGGUUAUCCACGUAAACGUUAUCAAUAUGAACAAAUCGAUAUUAAAACAAUUGGUGAUGUUAUGAAUGGUAACACAGAAACAUGUUAUCUUGAACAGAUUGAUGAAGAAAAUAAUUUAUAG